Messenger RNA from Myripristis murdjan (pinecone soldierfish), 2117 nucleotides. It is a transcript of the gene pltp, whose product is annotated as phospholipid transfer protein. The record is from RefSeq and is a predicted model, not a curated record. Gene Ontology annotation, molecular function: lipid binding; ceramide transfer activity; phosphatidylethanolamine transfer activity. Gene Ontology annotation, biological process: ceramide transport; phospholipid transport; high-density lipoprotein particle remodeling. Lineage: Eukaryota; Metazoa; Chordata; Actinopteri; Holocentriformes; Holocentridae.
UGGAGAACCAACACACACACACACACACACAGAACCAAGUAGCAGAACCUGAACCAGAACCAGAACCUGAACUCUGACCUGCACCAGCUGCUCGGCUCCCGGCAGUCUGCGCCCCGCUUGUACCAUCUUUGGCUCAGGAUGACUUCCUGUCUGUUGCCCCUCCUCUUCCUGUUCCCCUGGGUUUCAUCCAUCAUGGCUGAUGAACCAGCUGGCUGCAAAAUCCGCAUCACCAAGAGAGGACUGGACAUGUUGCGAGACGAGACUCAGAAGUUUGUUGAGGAGGAGCUGAGUAACAUCACAAUGCCAGAGAUGAAGGGCAGGGAGGGACGGUUCCAGUACACCAUCACAGAUGUGAAGAUCAUGGAGUUGAACCUGACUCACGCUGAGCUGGGUUUCGAGCCGGGUCUUGGUCUUCUGUUUGAUGUUCAGAACUCGUCCAUCACGCUGAGCUUCCACAGGCGGAUCCUCUACUGGUUCUUUUACGACACAGGAGUCAUCAACGCCUCAGCGGACGGCGUGAACAUCAACACGGCUCUGAAUCUGGUGCGAGACGAGGAGGGUCGGCUGAAGAUCAGCAACGUGAGCUGCGACGCCCGGAUCGCCAAGAUGAGGGCCAAGUUCAGCGGCACCCUGGGGAGGGUGUACGACGUCCUGGCGACCUUCCUGACGACGGGCAUGCGCUUCCUGCUCAACCAACAGAUCUGUCCCUCUCUCAAUCACGCUGCUCUGGUUCAUAUUAACUCCAUGUUAGAGACCAUCCCUGUGCGAGCCGAGGUCGAUCAAUACAUCGGUAUUGAUUACUCUCUUCUGAGCGACCCGGUCGUCACGGCGAGGAGCCUCGACAUGAACUUCAGGGGCAUGUUCUUUGAGCUGGCCGAUGUGAACAGCUCGCUGGUGAACUACGCCGUGGAUCCCGUCAUCAGGGAGUUUGACAGGAUGGUCUACCUGGCGCUGUCCGAGUUCUUCUUCGACAGCGGGAUGUUCUCCUACUUCAAGGCCGGAGUCUUCCAGACGUACAUCGCCAACGAGAGGAUGCCCAAAGACCUGGAGAUGCUGCUGAGAACCACCUACUUUGGCACCAUCAUGAUUCUGAAUCCGGCGCUGGUCGACGCCCCCUUCUCUCUGCAGCUCUCCGUUACCUCGCCGCCCAAAACCACCAUCAAAACAUCUGGAGCAACCGUUGCCGUGACAGCCAUCGUCAUGGUGAUGGUGUUGCCACCUGGCAAGCCGCCAGUCCAGCUUAGCAGUAUGACCAUGGAGGCGAAGUUUAACGCUAUUUCUAUGAAGGGAAAACGUCUGGCUGUUCAUGCUGACCUUCGCAGGUUUAAGAUUUUCUCCAACCAGUCAGCACUGGAGUCUCUGGCUCUGAUCCCCCUGCAGGGCCCUCUGAAGACCAUGCUGCAGAUCUCUGUGGUUCCUCUCAUCAACAACUGGACCAAGAAAGGAGUUCAGAUUCCUCUGGCUGACGGGAUGGACUUCAUCGAGGAAGUGGUGGAGUAUCACAAUGGCUACAUUGUGAUCGGAGCGAAUCUGCACUUCAGCCAAGGCCUGAGGGAGAUUAUCCAGAGGAGGCUGCAGGGAGAAGCCAGCAACUCCACACAAGUCUGAUGAUGUCACCCAGACCCUGACCCCGCCCCCUGGCCCCGCCCCCUGACCCUGAACACACCAGAACAUCUGAGUAACACUGACUGUACAACACUGACUUUACUCAAACUUGACCGUUAGUGUAGCAGGACCUGUUGUUGUUGUUGUUGUUGUUGUUGUUUCUAUAGUGAUGAUCCUGUUUGUUGGUUUAUGAGCUAAAAGGGUAACGGGUGUAUAACACACACUGCACACAGGAAAUUACACUUCACACACACACACACACACACACACACGGUCAAGACUGACUGAACCACAGCACCUUGUGACCCUCACGGUGUGACCCCAUCAAACGUGAUGCCAUCACACGGCAUGAUGCCAUCACACGGCAUGAUGCCAUCAGACGACAUGAUGCCAUCAGACGACAUGAUGCCAUCACACGGCAUGAUGCCAUCAGACGACAUGAUGCCAUCACACGGCAUGAUGUCAUCACACGGCAUGAUGCCAUCAGAUGGCAUGGCAUGCACUCCACCUGG